Messenger RNA from Pecten maximus, 2428 nucleotides. Its product is annotated as protein phosphatase methylesterase 1-like. The transcript is spliced from 16 exons. The coding region runs from base 53 to 1252 and encodes 399 amino acids. Gene Ontology annotation, molecular function: protein methylesterase activity. The record is from RefSeq and is a predicted model, not a curated record. NCBI's taxonomy places the organism in Eukaryota, Metazoa, Mollusca, Bivalvia, Pectinida, Pectinidae. Gene Ontology annotation, biological process: protein demethylation.
CUCCGUACGAAAGAUUCAAUCCAUAUCCGUUUUGGCUCCAUAUCAAGAAAAGAUGUCUGCUCUCGAGAGGCAAGCUUUGAAGUCCAAGAUUGGCGGUUUGCCGCCAAUGCCUCCAUCGGGAGUUGGAAGAGGAGUGCCAAAGAGGAAUCUGAUGAGGAAGAAAGAUUAUACUGCAGUUCACUGGGAUAAGUACUUUGAUCAGAAACAUGAUGUCCAAGUUGGUGAAAAUAUAUUUCGAUUAUAUGAAUGUGGAACAUCUGGACCAGUUCUACUCUUUCUACAUGGCGGUGGAUUUUCUGCUCUGUCAUGGUCAUUGGUGUCGUCCACACUCUGUCAGUUGGUGACCUGUAGGUGUGCUGCGUUAGAUCUUCGAGGGCACGGUGACACAUCUUCCACAGAUGAUAAUGACCUUUGUGCAGAGACUCUGUCCAGUGAUGUUGGUGAUGUUGUUACAUCCUUAUAUGGAGAUGAGCCACCACCUAUAAUCCUGAUUGGUCACAGUAUGGGAGGAGCUAUUGCUGUUCAUACUGCUGAAAGAAAACUUAUUCCAUCAAUAAUUGGCCUUGUUGUGAUUGAUGUUGUUGAGGGCACUGCGAUGGAUUCAUUGAACAGUAUGCAGAGUUUUCUGCGUGGAAGACCAUCUACAUUUAAGUCCCUGGAGCAUGCUAUUGAGUGGAGUGUUCGCAGUGGACAGAUAAGAAAUCUUGACUCUGCCAAGGUGUCCAUGGUUGGGCAGGUAAAGCGACUUGAUACUCAGGAAACUGCUACAUCAGAAAUGGAUCAAAGUACCGAAUCAGAGGUUAGCACAUCAGGAUCAAGGGUUGGUGAUACCAUACAGGAGGAAGAUGAAGAUGGAGAAAGUGUAUCCCCACCAGAAUCUCAACAGUCUAGCAGCUCAGAUCAUUUCAAAUCACCCAAACCAUCUAUGGAACACACAUCCCAGUACACAUGGCGGAUAGAUCUAGGGAAAACAGAAAAGUACUGGAAAGGUUGGUUUCAAGGCCUUUCUCAACGGUUUUUAUCCUGCGAAGUUCCUAAAAUGUUGGUUCUUGCAGGUGUUGACAGACUAGAUAAGGAUUUAACAAUUGGACAAAUGCAAGGUAAAUUUCAGAUGCAGGUUUUACCACAGAGUGGUCACGCUGUCCAUGAGGACGUUCCAGAUAAGGUAGCUGAUAUUUUAGCAACAUUUAUGGUGAGGUAUAAAGUGGCUGAGCCUAGAGACAAUUUUCAAAGGUCCUUCCCUGCCUGUUGAUGCUCACUUUAGUCCAUGUUAUGUGGAACUUCAAUACUGAUGGUUGUGUAAAGAGUCUGUGCUACUCAUGUGUGACAGUCCUGCCAAACAUUUGGUGGGUACAGUGUUCUAUAUUCAAACUCAAAUGCUGACAGCAGCAUCUGGAUACUUCUUAAUCAGGAAGCAUUGCUCUACUGGAUCCUACAACUGUAUAUUGUGGACAGGAGGUUAAGGCACGGAAAUCAACCGAGUAGGUGUUAGGGAAGUGUUGUGUGGGUAAGGAAGUGGUACUGUACAGUUAUACAGUGUAGGUAUGUGUGAUAGAUACAGGACGCAAUAGAGUGUUGUUUCAUCCUACCACAUAGAAAAAAACAGCACUGUGCUGUUAUAAUGCACUAUCAGGAUAUAUUUACGGACACAGAGUGUGACUCUAAUCCUCCUCAUCCACUACCUGUACAUCUAUUUUACAUGGACUGUUGCACGUGGGAGUUGAGGGAACUCCGUCACUACAAGGGUUCAGAAAACAUUUCUAUAUGGAUGGAGGACAACCCUUUGUUUUGUUCAAGAGGCAUAUGGUGGAACAAAUUUAUUGUUUGUUCUGAAAAGUACAUUAUUUCAUUUUUUCUCUUUACAAAAGAAUGAAUUUAGUAGAGUAAGUCUUUAUUCACCAAGUGAACAAACAUAUGUGUUUAGCCUGAAUUAUUGCAGAGAAUGCUAAAAUCAAACAUUUUGCUUUGAAGCUUUACUACUUAACUAUCGGUAUUCAGCAAAAGUUGAUAUGCAUCAUAUCAUCUCCAAGAGGGCCAGAUGUUGAAGGGAAAGAGAGAUAAUAAUUCAUGCGAAUGAAUGAUUUUAUCCUGACAUGAGUGGAAGAAAGACCAGUGACCAUUCACUACUGAUGAGAGCAGGUUAAUUGUCAGAUUUGUCAUUUCUACACUUUACCAGCUGUGACCGGUAUCUGAUUUACCAUCUAGUCAUACAAAAUGUACCAAAGUACUGCUAGAAGCACUAGCUGGACUGUGGACAAUUAAUUCUUAUCAAUGUUAAGUUCAAGCAACUUAGAAUACAGUCGUAAUUAAUUUACCUAGAUUCAUAACCUCUGCACGAUUUGGAAUUAUGUCUCCCACUAGUACCCACAGAGGGAACUUGGGUUAGUAUAAUAAUAAAAUAUUUUAAAAUUCGCUUUGAUAAAAUGUA